Argentina anserina (silverweed cinquefoil) is the source of this 1594-nucleotide messenger RNA. RefSeq names its product cyclic nucleotide-gated ion channel 1-like. The transcript is spliced from 8 exons. Gene Ontology annotation, cellular component: membrane. Gene Ontology annotation, molecular function: monoatomic ion channel activity. Gene Ontology annotation, biological process: monoatomic ion transport; transmembrane transport. The record is from RefSeq and is a predicted model, not a curated record. Lineage: Eukaryota; Viridiplantae; Streptophyta; Magnoliopsida; Rosales; Rosaceae. Bases 125 to 1540 code for a protein of 471 amino acids.
UGCAUUCUUUGCUUCCUACAAAUCUCUCUUAGGUAGUCGAUCUCUUUGCUUGCUUUCUACACCAGGUCCAUAAGAUUGUCGUAUUAGGGGAACUUGUAUCUCUGCGGUUCAGCUUGUAGCGUUCAUGACGGAGAAGAUGCCUCCUGCUCAACAUAGUGAACAACAAUUACAACCGAACGCACAGGAAAAGACACUGCUUCAGAAACUUCAAGAUACAACGAGCUGGGAUACCAUACUUGUAAUCUCAUGUGUGAUUGCAGUUACAGUUGAUCCUCUGUUCUUUUACCUUCCGAUCAUUAACGAAGAAAUCAAGUGCCUUGGAGUGGACAAAAAUUUGAGGACUGCUGCUUAUCUUUUGCGAGCAGUCACUGAUAUUGCUUUCAUCUGGAACAUUUUCUAUCACGUUAAAAAUGUCACCGAAGAGGUACAAUCUAGAGCAAAGUUAAUCAAUAGUAAUCCAAAGAAUAUUGAAGAAAAAAAGGAUCCGAGAAUUUGGUUUGCAAGGGAAUUAGCUCGUAAGAUGCCAUGGCACUCGAUUCUAAUUGACAUUCUUGCUGUUCUCCCUAUCCCACAAGUGCUAAUGGCUGUUUUCUUCAAAAUGAAAAGUUCCAAAUAUCUUGACCGAAGAAAGAUAAUUGAUGCGUUUCUUCUCCUUCAAUAUUUUCCAAGGAUUUAUCGAAUGCAUCAUUCGUCAAAGAAAUUUAGGCAAAAGAAAGAAGUAUGGAUCAGAGGUACAUUCUAUUUUUUCUUAUACAUCCUCGCCAGUCAUGUGCUCGGAGCUUUCUGGUACUUUUUCUCCAUUCAACGAAAGACAUUAUGUUGGCACCGAGCUUGUAUGAAGCAUAGUACAAGUGAUUGCAUUUUUUACUGCGAUCAAGACAUUUCUUCAAGAAAUAUGACAUUCAUUAGUUCUCUAGAUGAAUUUUGCCUUGUUGAUGUUCCGGAAAAUGUGACCACACCAUUUGAUUUCGGAAUAUUUCUUGAUUCCCUUAAGAGUGGCAACACCGGGCAAAUAAAUUUCGGAAAGAAAUUUUUUUACUCCUUCUGGUGGGGACUGCGAAAUCUUAGUAACUUUGGGACGAACUUAGAAACAAGUACCUAUGUGUGGGAGAACUGUUUUGCAAUCCUUAUAUCUAUUGUUGGUUUGCUUCUAUUCUUAUAUCUCAUCGGAAAUGUACAGACAUUCAUCUCUAUGGCAACUGAAAAAUCAGAGGAGAGAAGAAAAAAGCUUAACUCGACAAAGUGUGAUCUACAACUCUGGAUGGAGAGAAAUGAUCUUAAGGUGAACGAGAAAGGGAAAGAGAUAGGGAACGAAAUCGAGAAAUUUGUACGAAAGAAAUCGGAAAAAAUCAAAGAGGCUGAUGUGGAGAACAUAUUCAAUAUCCUCCCUCCGCAAAACCGAACAUCUCUAAAACGAUUUCUCUGCAUGAAAAUACUAAGGAAGGUUCCCUUGAGGCUAAAGGGAGUCGAGGCUACAGAAAAGAAGCGAAGCCAAGAAAAUAACACAAAGGAAGAAGUAUAUCAAAAAAAACAAACAUAAAGGAAGAAGUGUUGACAAGCAUUUGUGACCAUCUAAAACCGGUGAUCUAUCCGG